Messenger RNA from Cylindrotheca closterium, 1068 nucleotides. NCBI's taxonomy places the organism in Eukaryota, Bacillariophyta, Bacillariophyceae, Bacillariales, Bacillariaceae. The record is from the annotation of a GenBank genome assembly.
AUGACUGGUGACGUCCCAAGUUCUUCAUCAUCAGGCCAAUACGUUGCACCAGACCUUAUGAGUGGUAUGGCAACACCCAUCGACCAGAGGCUGUUGCGGGACGAAAAUGGUUACCUUCGGCAGGAAAUUGCAAGCUUGAAAGAACAACUCGCAGUGCUCCAGUUUAGUAUACGUAACGAGAGACAAAAUAUACCCAAAGCCAAGACUUCUGGAGGCGCUAUUGAGCUUCCUGCACCCUCUGUCGUCCAGAAUAUCAAUCACUCCCACAAGGCCAAAACUUCUCCAGCUUCGGAGCGACAUGUCAUUGACGUCGAAUCUGGUUCCAGCAUUGCGUACCACGAGAGCUCUCCAGGACUGUACCAUCGAAACAAUCGGCCACUUCACAAUGUUUCAGGACCAUCAAUUCCAAACAAAGAUGAUGCAAGUCCAAACGAAUAUACUGCAUUGUCCCCUCCCAGACCAACUCCACGCCUGACACCGGACGAUGGCCUGCGUCGAGAUAGCCCCGGCGUCGACGAAAACAAUUUUUUGCAGUCCGUUGUUGAUCGGGCGGGAUGGUUGGUAGGAUUACUUAUCCUUCAAUCCAUGUCUUCCUUUAUCAUCGCACGAAAUGAGACCCUCUUGCAACAACACGGAGUGAUUGUCCAGUUCCUGACCAUGCUAGUUGGGGCUGGUGGCAAUGCGGGCAAUCAAGCUUCUGUCCGAGUUAUCCGAGGAUUAGCAACGGGAUCGAUCGAUCACACCAAUACCAGACCAUUUUUGAGACGAGAGUUGUUCAUGGGACUGUGUUUGAGCAUUAUUCUGGCAGUUGCUGGAUUUGGGCGAGCGCUCGUAUUUUUCACACCAUGGCCGGAAACCUUUGCCAUUACCAUAUCAUUGUUCAUUAUUGUAGCUUGCAGUGUGGUCAUUGGGUCAUUGUUGCCACUUGGAAUGAGAUCCGUGGGUAUUGACCCAGCGCACUCUAGCACGACGAUCCAAGUCAUCAUGGACAUUCUUGGGGUCCUAAUAACUGUCAAAAUCGGUAGCUGGAUAUUGGAUUCCAUAUUUGCAGGCGGAAGCAACAACUAA